AUGCUCCGGCUCCUUGCAAAGAUCUCCCUGCUACUCUUCCCCAUUUGCUUUUAUGGCGCAGAAGGGCAAGGGGCUCCCGACACCGAGGCUAUCUGUUUCGAAGGGUUUGCAGGCGACGGAAACGUUGGGGUAUGCCGUACCGCACAAGAAGAUGCCACGCAAACACACCUUUAUACGUGCCCAUAUUCAUAUUGCUCGUCUGACGGCAAUAAAUGGGUAUUGAUGAGAGGAUGUCAACUGAUAGGAUCAAAGGACAAAGGCCAAAGUGAGCAACAAUGUGUGCUGUAUUGUUGGGACCCAGUAAAGAAUAAUUGGGUCUGUACCAACUCCGGGGAGGACUCUUAUACAUGCACUGAUCGUGCAGGAGACUACAUUGUAUGCACUCGUUGCACGGAGGUCCCCAAAUCUUGA
Melampsora larici-populina 98AG31 is the source of this 411-nucleotide messenger RNA. RefSeq lists its product as uncharacterized. The record is from RefSeq and is a predicted model, not a curated record. Bases 1 to 411 code for a protein of 136 amino acids. NCBI's taxonomy places the organism in Eukaryota, Fungi, Basidiomycota, Pucciniomycetes, Pucciniales, Melampsoraceae. The transcript has 5 exons.